UGGAGAAAUCAAAGCGUCUUUACCAGCAACAAUAGUUCCGGCUGCUGAAGACGUCGUAGAUAAGCUCGAAUCACUCAUCGUAAAAGAAUAUCGUCCACAAAAUUUUAUGAUCUUAGCUCUGAUAUCAUGCUAAGAAGUUGUAAACGUUUGUCUCUUAUUGAUGAACAUACAAUCGAGUAUUUAUACAUACGAUAGCCAUAUCGUAUCAUCCAAAAAUAUAGGCAAUAACAACAAGCGUAACUGAUAUCGAAACUUAUCUACUAGUCUUCUAUCAUUAUCCUAAUACUUGACAAUAUUAAAGACUACAAUAGAUUUGAAUAAACCAACGACCAUUGUCAGUUAAAUCUUUGAGAGUAGAUUAUGAUACAAGCAAACCUUCUGGACUCCUAAUUGCUGUUGGACCAAAACGAUGCUGGGCUUAACUCAUUCAUAAUAAAAUAAAUAUCAUAUUAAACCAAUUAAAAAUUUCUUCAUUUUUUUCUUCUUUUAGCUACGGUUAUUACACAACUCUUUUGAGCAUCUUGGACAGGACAGGCGUUAACCACACAAAGUUAUUUUUUCCCAGUUACAGAAUCAUUAAUAAGCCUGGGGGUUCAUUAAACGUUAAGCAACGUCGAAGAGUCCAAAAAUAAAGACAAGUAAAUGAUUAUUAAUUAAGCAUGGUUUUGUUAAUCAUAUAAUAUGUGGUCCGUAGCUAAUCCCCUAUAGAAUGGGCCAACAAUGUGUCUUAAAAGAAGACGCCAUAGAGAGACAAAAGCCACAUAAUGAGAUCUUUGUCUUGAAUUUUGCUUGAGUUUAUUGCACUUUAUUUUUCUUUAUACGGAAUGUGUAUGUUUCCCUGAAUAAUAAGUAUCAUUUAUCUUGGGCAAGCAAAUUAGUUAUUGGCUGGCACAAAAAUUACAGUUAUGAAUACAAAUAAAUGUAGUUAUAGUGUGUGUUUAGUUUAUGUUGAAAUGGGUCAAAAUUCUGGGUCGGUAUCAACCAAGACUUCCAGGGUGUCUUGUGGUUUGUUCUAGAUUCUUGCAUUUUAUCUCUUGAGUCGUUUGUUUGUGUUUCCUCUUUGUCUCUGGAAGAUGGUAUUUAGUUCUUGCCAGCUAUAGUCUCCGGGAGUAAUGGUUACUCACCGGCUUAGGGUAACAAACUUGUAGUUCCUUUAGUGUUAAAAAGCGAUUAUAUGAGUUAUUCAAUUGAUUUCUAUAUCUUUUUACUAAAUAAAACAAAUAUAAUUAUUUUUAACACAUAAUUAUUGUUGUUAUUAUUAUUAUUAUUAGUAUUAUUAUUAUUAUUAUUAUUACAAUACUAUCAUCAUCCAUAAACACUACUCCAUCUGUAUCAAAAUAAGUGAUUUUUAAGGUUUUUACACACUAAUUAAGAAAUUACAAAUUUUUAUUCAAUCUUUCUCGUUUGUCUAAAAACAACAAUAAAUACAUAUAAAUCAACCAAUAAAAAAUCAUACUGCAGAAUAUAAAUAGUCAAAAACAUAAAAUUGCAUUUACUUUUUACAUGAAAACUUGAAAACAUCACUUAAAAUGAAACAAAAAUUUUCUCUUAAAACAUCACUUAAAAUGAUACGGAGGGAGUAAUAAGUUUUGCAGAAAAUGUUAAUAGAUUAAAGAGGUUGAAUUGAAAUAUAUUAAAUAAAAAUACACAGAUAGAUUAUUCCAAAAUACUAAACAACACUAAACUAAUAAGUAGAACAUGUCUCAGUCUAGAGUCCAGACCACAAAAAAAAUCUAAAUCUUAAUUAAUAUAUGAACUAAAGAUUCCAUUUGCAUAUGAUACCAGUUAGAUUACGAAUAGAGAUUUGUUUUCUCUUCUUCUUUUGGUUGUCUUUGUAUACUUUUAUAUAAGCUUUUGCAUAAAGUCAUUGCUGCUUUCUGCUGAUAACUAAUAGUUUCGCAGACCGUGUGAGAACCUUCAGAGUUCAAAGAGAGUAUGUGUCUUUGACCUUUACAAUUCUAAAAAAAAAUCAUCAAACACCAUCACUUUAAUAGAUUAUCAAAAUAAAUAAAUAUUUCUAUUUACUUAUAUGAACAAUAAACAAAGUUAUACGAAACAAGAAGAGAUAGAUAAUGCCUCGUGACUAAAAAUCUAAAAGAGAGGAACAUGUGGGAUCGUUUAGGGAUCCAAAACACCUUAAAGAGUUUAGACAAUAUCAUGACACGAACACUACAUCACUUGGAUCUCAUUCUUUGAUUGUCCCCACAAGAAGUCAAACACUGAGCUGGCAAGUCUCUGACUGCCGUACCCAUGUCGCCACGUGCCCCGCUUCAAACUCCUUAUAUAAACACAAGUUAAAACUAAUAAACACAUUCACUUACACACAAGUACACCGUUUUGCAUAUGGAGGACGACCAGAGAACUACCCCAAACUCCGGCGAAAAAAGCCCGGAUACAUCGCCGGAGAUGUCAUCCUCCGACUUCGAGUUUGGAUCUUUGACUCCUUCUUCCCCUUCCCAUUCAGAACAUUCUCCCGCCGAUCACCUUUUUCUCAACGGCCGUCUAUUACCACACACUUUUCCGAUGACCCGUUCGGCGUCACGUACGACCAGCGAAAACACAUUCCGGAGCGACAGCACGAGCAGCCGGAGUAGUGUUAGCAGUAGCCCGACAUCUUUUACUCCAAGAACAAGCACUUGCAGUGUCUUCAAAGAAGAAACUAACGUAACUUGUUUUGGUUCUCGGUCUGAGAAGACUAGGAGCGUAAAGUCAGGGACUUGCGGCAUGAGAAACAUGUCAUCCUCAAUAUUGGAUUUAAAGAAGCCACCAUCGAACAAUGGUAAAAGAGUAUAUACUACGACGACGAAUAGGCUUUCAUAUAUCCCCACGCAGUGCAAGAGAAAGAAGGCGACGGAGAUAGUGACGGCGCAGCUUUACGGGUCGUAUACGAGGCGGUGGCAGCAUAUAACUCCGGUGUUUAAAAGAGAAGGGUCGGUGAAAAGUAACGGAGGAGGGAUUAAGGUUGGUGGAAGGAAGAAAAAGACGGUGAGGGGGAAGAAGAAGAAGAAGGCGGAGGAGAGAAGAGGAAGUAAGUUAAUGAAGUGGUGGAAGAGGGUUUUAAAGGCGGUGAUGUUGGCUUGCAGAGAGUGUCAUGCAAUGGAGCCUCAACGAGUUGUUAAUUAUGAUGCUGAUGUAAAAGAGAAAAUAACUAAAUGUUCAUAAAGAAUUGCAUUGUGUGUGUUUUGUUUUUACCUAUUUGCUUAAAACAAUUUCCCAAUAAAAAAUAAACUAAGAGGAAAUUAAAAAAUAAUACCAAAUAGGUGCGAGCCGGCACAGUUUAUGCGGAGUGUGCGAACUAAUAAGACCAUGAUUAA
Messenger RNA from Brassica napus (rape), 3314 nucleotides. RefSeq names its product probable membrane-associated kinase regulator 1. NCBI's taxonomy places the organism in Eukaryota, Viridiplantae, Streptophyta, Magnoliopsida, Brassicales, Brassicaceae. Gene Ontology annotation, cellular component: plasma membrane. The record is from RefSeq and is a predicted model, not a curated record. The coding region runs from base 2344 to 3162 and encodes 272 amino acids. Gene Ontology annotation, molecular function: kinase inhibitor activity. The transcript has a single exon.